Asparagus officinalis (garden asparagus) is the source of this 1118-nucleotide messenger RNA. Its product is annotated as transmembrane emp24 domain-containing protein p24delta9-like. Lineage: Eukaryota; Viridiplantae; Streptophyta; Magnoliopsida; Asparagales; Asparagaceae. The record is from RefSeq and is a predicted model, not a curated record. The transcript has 4 exons. Gene Ontology annotation, biological process: intracellular protein transport; endoplasmic reticulum to Golgi vesicle-mediated transport; Golgi organization. The coding region runs from base 230 to 862 and encodes 210 amino acids. Gene Ontology annotation, cellular component: COPII-coated ER to Golgi transport vesicle; endoplasmic reticulum; Golgi apparatus.
UGUUUUCCUCUUUAUACAAACACUUGAGACUUAAAUUUCUGUCAUCGUGCCAAGCCGAGGCAACUCUUUGCAGCAUGUCAUAGCAUAAAACGAAAACCCGCGGCAGCGCAAAAUUUUUAGAAGUUGCGGGUGAAAGAACAAAAAAAAAAUCCCCGACCCAUUUCUCUCUCGCGGUCUCCCUCGAUUCUAAAGAGAUCCAACUCUCCAAAUAUUUAUAACUGGAUCGACAAUGGCGCAGCCCCUCCUCCGCCUUCUCUCCGCUCUCCUCCUCCUCUCUCUCGCGUCUUCCCUUCGCUUCGAUCUGCAAUCGGGCUCCCCCAAAUGCAUCUCCGAGGACAUCAAGAUGAACGCCAUGGCCGUCGGCAAGUACUUCGUCGUCAACCCCAACGAAGGCUACCCCCUCCCCGAUUCCCACAGAGUCAGCGUCAGGGUGACGUCACCGUAUGGGAAUAGCGUACAUCAUGCCGAUAACGCGGAAUCUGGAAACUUUGCGUUUACUUCGUCUGAGGCUGGGGAUUAUCUGGCUUGCUUCUGGACGCCGGAUCACAAGCCGCCGCAGAUGAUGACCGUGGAAUUUGAAUGGAGGACUGGGGUUACUGCUAAGGACUGGCCGAGUGUUGCGAAGAAAGGGCAGAUCGAUGUAAUGGAGCUGGAGUUGAAAAAAUUGGAGGAUAUUGUCACGUCAAUCCAUGAUGAAAUGUUUUAUCUUCGAGAAAGGGAGGAGGAAAUGCAAGAUAUGAACAGAGCAACCAACUCUAAAAUGGCCUGGUUCAGUUUUAUGUCACUCGGAGUGUGCUUAUCUGUGGCCGGGUUGCAGUUAUGGCAUUUGAAGAACUACUUUGAGAGGAAGAAGCUCCUUUGAAUCCAGUUAUCGAUGUCCCUUUCUUUUUUUUUAGGAAUAGGCUUCGCGAGGUCUGUCUAAUGCAUUGAUUUGUCUUGGCAUGCGGAGGCUGUAAGCUUAUUGUGUCCUUGGUUGGGAUUUUCACCAAACAGUACCUUCAAAAGCUGCACACUGGAUAAAUUGGACAUUUCCAGAUUUAUGCACACUUUUGUAGCUCUAGCAAUAGGUAGAGAGUUUUCUUCGCUUUUGACAUGCAAUUUUCUAAAAUUGUUAUUAU